AUGUCAAAUAACACGCAAAAUUCAAUAUUAACCUCAACCACAACACCGUCCUACAAACUUCGAGCAAGUCUCACACCAACUGAACGCAUAACUACAGUAUUAUAUUUUACUGGUGCAUGGUCUCUAAUACUUGGCUCAUACGAAGGAGGAAAAAAAGCUGGACUACAAUAUUUGGCCGAAAAUGCUCAUAAAUUACCAACAACCAAAGGAGGGUGGUAUUUUUAUCAUAAAAGAAAAAAUUAUCGAAUAAUUAUUGGUGGUAUGAAAAGUGGUGUACGUUUAGCGAUGAAAACGAGCUUAGUAUGUUUAACGUUCACGGGACUGGAAGCUAUGUUAGAUGAAGUUAGGAAAGAAAAUGAUUUUCUGAAUUCGUGUGGAGCCGGACUUACUACAGCUUUGAUCGUUUCGGGAAUAUGUAAAAUUUUAGUUUAA
Molecule: messenger RNA, 432 nt
Organism: Racocetra persica
Lineage: Eukaryota; Fungi; Glomeromycota; Glomeromycetes; Diversisporales; Gigasporaceae
Source: the annotation of a GenBank genome assembly